Messenger RNA from Aedes albopictus (Asian tiger mosquito), 748 nucleotides. Its product is annotated as cuticle protein CP14.6. Lineage: Eukaryota; Metazoa; Arthropoda; Insecta; Diptera; Culicidae. The record is from RefSeq and is a predicted model, not a curated record. Gene Ontology annotation, cellular component: chitin-based extracellular matrix. Gene Ontology annotation, molecular function: structural constituent of chitin-based larval cuticle. The coding region runs from base 99 to 524 and encodes 141 amino acids. The transcript has 2 exons.
GAGCAUUUUGGCAGAAGUCGAUAUCAGUUCCCGAGUUGUGCUCCGACAAGUGAAGUAGUUUCUUUGCAUCUCUUUCAGUGCCAUUAAUCAAAACGACAAUGUUCCGACUGUUGAUUGCUUCGUCGCUGGUCGCCCUGGCUCUGGCCGUUCCAGUUCAUCAACUCCAUGAGAACCCAGAAGCCCACGCUCAGAUCGUCCAGUACGAAAAUGUUCUACAUGACGAUGGCCACUACAACUGGGCUUACCAGACGAGCAACGGCAUUGCUGCUCGUGAGGAAGGUCUGGGAGGACAUGGUGCCAAUGGAGAGUUCUCUUACACCGGCCCAGAUGGCGUCCAGUACCGUGUGAUCUACGUCGCCGACGAGAACGGAUUCCGCCCAGAAGGAGCUCAUCUGCCAACUCCACCACCAACCCCAGAGCAUGUGCUGAAGUCCCUGCAGGACAUCCGUGCCAACCCACCCAAGGACCAGAAGGACUUCAGCCUUGAAGCUCUGGACGCCACCAUCCGUCGGCUGCAGCACUAAACGGUGCCUCAAGCAACCUUAGAUGCUCGAAUUGUUGAUCUUGAUCCUGACAUUGUUGACUCAAAGUUCUAGUUUGAUGAGAAUUCCUCCAAGGAAGUUCACUCCAGUCAGACGUCCAGAAUACUUGUUCAAUGGACACAUUGUUGUAAAUAGUGAAAACUUAGUGAUAAGUAGAAAAAUGUUUGUAAUAAAGUGAUGUUAUCUGUGCUAAAUGAAACAAAAAG